Molecule: messenger RNA, 522 nt
Organism: Durusdinium trenchii
Lineage: Eukaryota; Dinophyceae; Suessiales; Symbiodiniaceae
Source: the annotation of a GenBank genome assembly
AUGGCGAGUCGAGUUUCGGUCGAAACGUCAAGAGUUCCGUUCGAAACUCAAGUUCCGUUUCGUUCUCCAUGCUUAGUAUCGGUCCCGUUCGAUGCCUCUUUGCCGCAUUUGCCUCGCGUUUCUCUCGGCACCACCAGACUUCCAGUCGAAUUGCACUCAGAUCAGUCCGCCAUGGCGCCACCAGUGCUUACCCAUGACCUUGCUUUGGAGAUCCAGGACGCUAUGAUCCAGGAAUUUCUUCAGCCAGAUUUCCGAUACAAAUUGAGGGAUGCCUUGGAUGGCUCAGAAGGCGAUAUGGUGAAACAAGCCCAUGCCCGUCGAAAUGUGUGCUUAGCAGUAGAGAUCCCCUUGCUGGCGAAAUUUGGCUAUGAUGCUUCUGAAGAAGCUGUCCACCAGCACAGCUUGGCCAUGGCACCCCUGCUACGAGAUUGCCCUGACAUCGUGGAGAAGAACCAAAAACUGGUGCGAUUGGUGAACCCCACUAUGGAUGUGUAUGAGGAUGAUCACAUUACAGGGGACUGA